AUGGGAGGUCUGAAGAGAUAUUAUAAAACACCAGGAAUCAGUGAAAACAAGACAGAGAAUUUAUUGACCAAACUCAACAGUCAAAUAAAUCAUACCAUACAGUCUCUACAGACUGAACUUUGCUUCUAUAUACAGGCAACAGAAGAGGAUAAUAUAUUAGGAACAGUGGCGGAGCCAGGUUUACGUCCAAGAGGGGAUCUGAAAGAUGAAGAUGUAAAAAAAUUAUCAUGGAUACUGUCAACUCCAUUCCAAGAGAGUAACUUUACAUCACAACCUCAAAUUAUUGUCGAAAAUAAUCAUCAUCUUGCUGUUGAAAUAGGACCAAG
Molecule: messenger RNA, 326 nt
Organism: Lottia gigantea (owl limpet)
Lineage: Eukaryota; Metazoa; Mollusca; Gastropoda; Lottiidae
Exons: 3
Source: RefSeq, a predicted model, not a curated record